CCCUCAAUGAUUUUCCAAGAAAACCUCGUCCAUCCCGUCCCUUUCUCUCGUCUUCAUCAAUUCCCUACCCCCUCAUCAAUUUCCACCGACCCAACAAGGAAAACCACCGCCACCAAUCAAAGGGGCCGACCCUUGAUCUCCUUUCUUCCUCUCCUGUGAUUUCUGCGAUACCCACAAGAAAAAGAUCAAAUUUUUACGACAAGAUGAAGGAGGGAAAUGAUGGGUUUGUCCGCGCGGAUCAUAUUGAUCUCGAGAGCCUUGACGAACAACUUGAGCGCCAUUUCAGUAGGGUUUGGACUAUGGACAAGAACAAGCGAUCUGAAGAUUCCAAUCUUUCUCCAUCUGUUGCUGGUGCUGCUGUUCCAACUACUACUACUUCCCUUCACGCUUCAAAACCUACUUCCAUGGCCGCCGCUACCGCCGCCACCGCCGCCUUGACUAAGGACAGGAGGGAAGGGGAGAUCUACCCUUCUAAUCUUGUUAUCAAGGGUGUCAUUGCUCAUGGUACCUUUGGGACAGUCCACCGUGGUGUUACGAUGGUCUCUACGUCGCAUCCCCUAGCAAACAAAACCCUGCCGCCAAGUAACAAAGCGAGGAAAGGGGAGAGGAGCAGCGCCGCUUGGAGGAGAAUAGCUUCUUUUGCGAUAAGCUCUAAAAGGUUGUGGUGGUGGGUUCGCUGCCAUCUUCUAUGAUUGCAAGCCACGGGUACGUUUGAUGAGGCCUCCAUCGUUGUACCUAGAACAUGGAUGAAUCUCAAGAAAGAAAAAGAGUUCAGCUUGGUGGUUUGAUCAUGGUGAGUCUGGCAAUCAGGUUGAUGGGGUUUCGGCAAUCGAGCAAUUACUGAUGAACAAAAAGUUUUCUAGGGAUGAAGUCAAUCGGUUGAUUGAGAUAAUUCACUCAAGGGCUGCUAAUUCUCCCAACAAAGAGGAAGAGAAGCAGCAUUCUGGUAUGUUUGGGUGGGAAGCUUUUUCUAGCAUUUGAAGUUUGAUUUGGUGAGUAGGUGCAUCGAGGAGAGAGCUUGGGGGGAUAAUUGCUUUUGGACAGGAGCGAUCAGAAGUGAUCGAUGAAUUGUCAGUGGACAAGAGAGCUUGCAGUUCAUUGGUUUUUAGACCGAGUACAUCGAAUUCCUCAGCUCAAGCAGUUCCGACCACGAUCCCGGCGUAGGCGACUUCCAAUUUUUUUCUGAGUGGUGGUUAUCAUCGCGAAAAGGAAGAUCCCAGGAGCAUCACGGUCUUGACGGAAUUGAGUUUCGACAUCGGACGAGGAAGAUUCGAGCGUCGAAAGUUUGGGACGCAAAUCAGACAGUUCAGGUAUCAGUCUUGGCAAUUCAAGAAGUUAGAGGAUUAAAUGUGUAAUUUUUUUCCAGAGAUGUCGUGGUCAACUGUGUUGACUCGGAAAUUACAGUUUUGGUACCUAGUACUUUUAAACUGACAUAAUGUUUAUUUUGGUCAUAACUUGAUCAAUUGACGUCUGAACGAGGAAUCGUCAGCGCCUACGGAAUCGUGAUAACAAGGAGAAUUUGAUUGGAGCAAGUAUGGAAAUUUUAGAGCAGAUUCAGAGUUGGUCUCGACGGAUAUAAGGUGAGUGUAAAGGGGGUAAAUUCUACGCCUUACGUGUUUUUUUAAGAAUUACAAGCUUUAGGUAUUUUGAUGAAGUGAUUGUCGUUGUUUGUUUGCGCUUAUGGUUGAUGAUGUGUGAUUUUGUUUGAGCUAUGUUUAAUGUGAAUGUGCAUGAGUUCUUAUUUAAAUUAAAGCUCAAGUUUAUAAGUUAUUGCUAAAGUUAAGGAACAAGUUCUUUUUAAGAAGUAACUCACCUUCAAGAAAGUGAAGUCGUUUUAAGUGUUUUUAGUCACUAGCGUCAGUCCGUUGCCUUUUGAGACAGUUUGAGAUAGAGCAGCAGUUAUGCUCUUGAGACUUUUAAGAUGGGCAGCAGUUGUGCCCUUGAGAAUCGUGGUGAAGAGUCACCACGAUAAGUUUAAGAUGUUAGGGGGAUGAAUCGUUACGACUUCCCUAACUAAGUUUAAGUUUAAGGAAAGCCUGAAUGGCUUCUCAUACGUAUGAGUUGGGCAACCGGACUAGCUAGUGAGGGAUCCCCGUGUCUGUCAAAGGAUUUAAGUCAAGCUUUGAGAUUUAAGAAGGGAGUAAAAGUAACUCCCAUACAGUUUUAAGAGUUAAGCUUUUUAAUAGUGGAAGUAACAACUUCCACUCAGUUAAGUAAAAUGCUCAAGUAUUAAUAAGAUGUUAAAACGUAAGGGCGUAGACUGAUCCCAUCUCACUCACCAGUUUGAGGAGCUAGAGGAGCAGUUAGUGAGCAGCGAGUUCGAGGGCAGCCAGCUAGAGUAGAGCAGUAUAAGCGUCACGGAGGAUGCUUAGUCGAGGUUUUCAGUAGCAACAACUUCAGAGAUUAUUAGUUAUUUACAUUUAUGAUUAUUAGUGCAGACUGGAGAUUAUUUUGAGAUCAGAUUGAGAUUUUAAAGUUUGAGUUUAAUUUGCCCACGUGUUAGGGCUUUGCCUUGAACUUCAAGUGUGUUUUCAGUAUUUUAUUUAUUAAAGUUUUUCCCUCUGU
Messenger RNA from Linum trigynum, 2565 nucleotides. The record is from the annotation of a GenBank genome assembly. Lineage: Eukaryota; Viridiplantae; Streptophyta; Magnoliopsida; Malpighiales; Linaceae.